Molecule: messenger RNA, 1155 nt
Organism: Prorocentrum cordatum
Lineage: Eukaryota; Dinophyceae; Prorocentrales; Prorocentraceae
Source: the annotation of a GenBank genome assembly
AUGUGUGAGGCCAAAGUGGAGCCCGACGUCAUCAGCUACGGCGCUGGGAUCAUUGCAUGCGAGAAAGGAAGACAGUGGCAGCAGGGCGUGUCGCUGAUCCGCGAGAUGUGGAAGGCGAAGUUGGGGACCCAGGUAAUCAGUUACAAUGCUGGGAUCGAUGUUGUGCCAGAACAGUACGCGGCCAUCCGUGCGUGCGAGGUGUGGGGUCAGUGGGCAAAGGCACUGGACCUGCUCGACUCGAUGCUAGGAGCCCGCGUGGAACCUACCGCUGCCAAUAACCCAGACGCUGGCCGAUACUUGCACGUCUUCCAGGCAGGUGGCCCCAUGGACGUCUUCAAGCACGUCGUUCUCGUGGCGCUGUUGCAGCAGAUGACGGCGGUCGCAGAUCCAUUCGCCUUCGUUGACGCGCAUGCAGGUGCUGGGGUCUACGACCUGAGUUCCGAGGAGUCGCUCCGAUACCGGAGGUUUGAGGAGGGCGUGCUCCGGCUGUCGCACGCUGCCGACCGUUCUGGCAUCGGUCUGGUUGCAGACUACCUGGAUGUGGUGUGGAGGUGCAACCAGGCCUUGGGCGCCUCUCCGUGCGCUCUGAGCCUCUACCCGGGGUCGCCCGCGCUGGCGUGCCAGUGGCUGAGGCCACAGGACUCCGCCGUGUUCUUCGAGGCCGCCGCCGAUGCCUACGAGUGCCUCAGGCGCAGAGUUGCCCUGCUGGGUCGGGGCGCGGGUCGCCGCUUCGCGCUGCUGCGGGACGACUCCUACCUGCGGCUCGCCCUUGGGCCCCCGCCCUGGCCCGGCGGGCGGCAGCUGGUCCUGAUCGACCCGCCGUAUGACUCCGUCCGGUCCCACGCGACGUGGAAUGUGUACGUCGUCAGGCGCCUGCUGCAGAGGUCGCCCUCCGCGUGCGUGGCUCUGUGGUGCCCGCUGGUGGGCGAGGAGCAGGUCGCGAGCCUGCGCGGCCGGGUGCGGAGCGUCACCGCGUGCAGCGUGCUGGUGGCCGAGAUGCGGCUCGAGCGUGCGCUCUCGCGCGGGGCGGCCCUGCAGGGAUCGGGGAUGCUGGUCGUGAACCCGCCCCCCGCCGUCCACGCGCAGCUUCUUGCCGCGCUGCCGGGACUCGGCGGGGCGCUGCGGGCCCCCGGCUACCGCGUGUUGUGGCUGUGA